AGAACACCUAUAGACACACCAUGAUCAGGACCCUACUUCUGUCUGCUUUGGUAGUUGGAGCUCUCAGCUGUGGGCUCCCAACUUACUGGCCCUCGGUGUCCAGGGUGGUUGGAGGUGAAGAUGUGAGGCCCAACAGCUGGCCCUGGCAGGUCUCCCUGCAGUACAGCUCCAGUGGCAAGUGGCGCCACACCUGCGGAGGGUCCCUGGUGGCCAACAACUGGGUCCUCACAGCUGCUCACUGCAUCAGCUCCUCCCGUACCUACCGCGUGGUGCUGGGUAGGCACAGCCUCUCCACCCAGGAGUCGGGCUCGCUGGCCGUCAGUGUCUCCAAGCUCGUGGUGCACAAGGACUGGAAUUCUAGCCAGCUCUCCAAAGGGAAUGACAUUGCCCUGCUCAAACUGGCUAACUCUGUUUCCCUGAGUGACAAGAUCCAGCUGGCCUGCCUCCCUCCUGCCAACACCAUCCUCCCCAACAACUACCCCUGCUACGUCACAGGCUGGGGGAGGUUGCAGACCGGUGGGGCUCUCCCUGACAUCCUGCAGCAGGGCCGGUUGCUGGUUGUGGACUACGCCACAUGCUCCAGCCCUGACUGGUGGGGCAGCACCGUGAAGACCAAUAUGGUCUGCGCUGGAGGCGAUGGUGUGAUCUCCAGCUGCAACGGGGACUCCGGCGGGCCACUGAACUGCCAGGCAGCUAAUGGCCGGUGGGAAGUGCACGGCGUGGUCAGCUUUGGGUCCACGCUUGGCUGCAACUACUACCACAAGCCCUCUGUCUUUACGCGGGUCUCCGACUACAUCGACUGGAUCGAAUCGGUGAUAAAGAAUAACUAACCAAAAGAAGUCCCCGGGACUGUUUCAGACUUGGAAAGGUCACAGAAGGAAAAUGAUAUUAUAAUAAAGCAAUAACUACGUGAAUCA
Otolemur garnettii (small-eared galago) is the source of this 917-nucleotide messenger RNA. RefSeq names its product chymotrypsin-like elastase family member 2A. Bases 21 to 830 code for a protein of 269 amino acids. Gene Ontology annotation, molecular function: serine-type endopeptidase activity. The transcript is spliced from 8 exons. Gene Ontology annotation, biological process: proteolysis. NCBI's taxonomy places the organism in Eukaryota, Metazoa, Chordata, Mammalia, Primates, Galagidae. The record is from RefSeq and is a predicted model, not a curated record.